AUGUAUUUAAUACUUAACUCUUUGGAAGAACCAGCAUAAGAAUCAAUGCAUAGUAUAGAAUAAAAUCAAUUGAGAAAAUUUGAUAAUUAAAGUCAAUACAAUUAGAAAACAAGAUUCAAUGAAGUCUCAUAGGUUUCAGCUAUUACUUAUGCAACUGAAUGA
Paramecium tetraurelia is the source of this 162-nucleotide messenger RNA. RefSeq lists its product as uncharacterized. NCBI's taxonomy places the organism in Eukaryota, Ciliophora, Oligohymenophorea, Peniculida, Parameciidae. The transcript has a single exon. The record is from RefSeq and is a predicted model, not a curated record.